AUGGGCGGUGGCUGGCGGUGGUGGCCGGUGGCCGUUUUCCGUGGACGCUCGUUCGUGUACGUCGUGUGGUCGGCUUCGCGUGUUGUCAUCAUUGUGCUUGCGUGUCGUCGUGCUCGCGUUUCGUCGUCGUCGUCGCAUUUCGUCAUUGUCGUCGCAUUUCGUCGUCGUCGCAUUUCGUCGUCGUCGCAUUUCGUUGUGCUCGCGUGUUGUCGUCGUGCUCACGUGUCGUCGUUGUCGCCGUCCUCAUGUGUUGGUGUCGUCGUCCUCAUGUGUCGUGCAUGGGUGGUUGCUGGCGUCGUGCCUGUCAUGGUGAGAACGGAGGAAUGGGGUGGUGGGGCAUACGUACCCCUUGCCCAUGACGUUGCCACUUCAUGGGUGUUGUCCCUCGUCCUUGGUCCAUCGUUCCAUGCUGGGGGUGUCGUUGUCGUUAGCGUGGGCAUCGUUCCACUGGACUGGGACUGGACUCAGGAAAGUGGCUGGCAGUCCAGUGGGAGUCCAGUGGACUGGACUGGACUGGACUGGACUGGACUCCAGUGGACUGGGCAUUCUGCCAGCCAAUCUGGCCUGGUAAGAGGGCCACUGGAAUCCACUGGAAUCCACUGGAGUCCACUGGAGUCCACUGGAGUCCAUAUGGAUUACGUGGGGGAGGGUAAAGACCUCAUUAGGUUAACUAACUGUUAA
Messenger RNA from Laccaria bicolor S238N-H82, 681 nucleotides. RefSeq lists its product as uncharacterized. The record is from RefSeq and is a predicted model, not a curated record. Bases 1 to 681 code for a protein of 226 amino acids. NCBI's taxonomy places the organism in Eukaryota, Fungi, Basidiomycota, Agaricomycetes, Agaricales, Hydnangiaceae. The transcript has 4 exons.